This is a messenger RNA of Drosophila albomicans, 375 nucleotides long. RefSeq lists its product as uncharacterized. The coding region runs from base 36 to 278 and encodes 80 amino acids. The record is from RefSeq and is a predicted model, not a curated record. Lineage: Eukaryota; Metazoa; Arthropoda; Insecta; Diptera; Drosophilidae. The transcript is spliced from 2 exons.
GCCAAUCGAGUCGAAAUCAACGCCCUCAACAAACCAUGUUCAAACUGUUUCUGUUGCUGUCUCUGUGCGCCGCCUUCGCCUAUGCGGCCCCAAGCCUCUCCACGCUGUCGAGCCUGUCGACUGUGCCCAUCCUGAGCAGCUCGACGUCGUAUCAUGGCUGGCCACAGGCUGUGCAUGUGGUGCGUCCCGUUUGGACACCAUCACAUACCAUUGUGCGUCCCAUCAUUCACGGCAAUCUCGGCCUUAAUGGCUACGGUUAUGGCCAUGGUUGGCUAUAAAAAAAAAAUAACUCAGCCCACAGCUGUCACAGCGCUGUCAGAGAGGCGGCAACAUCAAGAUGCUGCUGCCUCCUCCUUCACUCAAUCGCCUGAAAUA